Molecule: messenger RNA, 1933 nt
Organism: Zingiber officinale
Lineage: Eukaryota; Viridiplantae; Streptophyta; Magnoliopsida; Zingiberales; Zingiberaceae
Product: zinc finger protein ZAT5-like
Exons: 2
Coding region: 329-1060 (243 amino acids)
Source: RefSeq, a predicted model, not a curated record
UUAUGUGCCUUACUUGCUCCACCACACUAAAAUAACACAAGAGGUUACCUUUCGUGCCUUACACAACCAACUUAAUGCAAACCAAAUCCGUGACGCCAAGAAUAGAGUGCCAAGUCUACAAGUCUAUUUCUAACGUUCUCUAACCAUUCGGUUCAAUUUAAUUCGAUUCAAUUCAAUUUGUGCGUUCCUCUCUCUAUACAAUUUAAUGGAAGUUGAAUCUGUCCGAUUGUGUGUGCUCGGACUUUGCCGUUGAUGGUGUAGUCGUGGCUAAGCCUUGGGCUCGGCUUUUGACUCCUCUCCGCUCCGGGGAGAAUUGCGAAACGGCGGGAUGGAAUCUGUGGAAGAAGGCGGCGGGGAUCACAACUGCAGUAACGAGGAGCAGUUCGCGGCCGCCGCCUCGGCGGUCGCGAGAGGUAAGAGGACGAAGCGGCAGAGACUGGCGCCCGGCCCUGCCUCGCCGGCGGAGGCAUCCAGUAGCGCCGAGGAGGACGAGGACAUGGCCAAUUGCCUCAUCCUUCUGGCUCAGGGCGGCGCGUCGCGAACUCCAGGGGCGGCGAAGGUCGCGGCGGCGGCGGAUGCCUACAGGUGCAAGACGUGCGACAAGACGUUCGCCUCCUUCCAGGCCCUCGGCGGCCACCGCACCAGCCACAAGAAGCCCAAGACCGCGGCGCCGCUCCUCGACCACGAGAAGAAACCGGCCGCGGAGGAUGAGACGGACGGCCCAUCGAUCGCCGCCGACGCUCCGAUCCCGAAACCAGUCACGACGACGUCGUCGAGCAACGAUGAAAUCCUCGCCGCCGCCAGCGCAAAGCAGAGAGUCCACGAGUGCUCUGUAUGCGGAUCGGAGUUCUCCUCCGGCCAAGCUCUCGGCGGCCACAUGAGACGGCACCGCCCGCUGCCGCCGGAAGUCAAAAAGGAGAAGAACAUCUUCUUACUGGAUCUCAAUCUCCCUGCUCCGGCCGACGACGACGACUCCCAGAUAGCCAUGGCUUUCCCCUUCGAAACCCGGCGACCGCCGCUUAUCUUCUCAACAUCCUCCCUGGUGGACUGCCAUUACUAAACCAUCAAGAAUCUGUCAUCAUCAUCAUCUUUCUUUCUUCCUUCCUUUGCAUAUAUACAGUAGAAACAUAUAAACUGGUUAAAAUUAUCUGAAUGAUCAUCACGAUUAUACAUAUCCACAAAACACACAACUGAUUCUUUAGAUUCUUGAUGUUUCUAUAUAUGUUCUUAAUUAACUAACACGAAUUGGAGAUCGAUCAAGUUGAAUAAUCUUAAUUCCAGUGCCAACUCCUUCCUACUCUUCUUCCUGUGGCUGCGGUGGAGUAUACUUGUGGGACUCAUCAAGGAGUAGGAAAAGGAAGGUCAGUUUGGCUUUGGUGAUGGCCUUUGGUUUCUCCACCACCAAGGAAAAGUAAUGGAUCAGGUUCUCACUUCAUCAAGUUUGAUUUGUCCGCAAGCCAACCUCCCCCUCAUAUUAAAUGCCAAAGGAAUAAAAGAAAGAAAAAAAAUAAAGUUGCACAAAAGGGCAAGUAGAUAGACAGGUACCCUCCCUGCCAUGACAAGCAAACCAACACAUUACACACUUGUGGUGACUUGUAGUAGUGUUGCGGAUAGAAAGAUAGAUAGAUAGAUAGAUAUAAAACAACAGUUAACUGCAAAUUAAGUACAUGUAUCUAGAGACUCAUGCUUAUCUCCUUCACUGACCUAAGCCGUCACUGUCAGAACAGAUCAAAGUUGGCCAGCAAGUUGAGCUGAGAUCAAUAGAGAGCACUCCAAGUUGACCGAUGAACCAGUCGUUCAAAUAAAAAAAGAGUCACUUUCAAUGGCACACAUGGAAGCCGUUGUGUUGCUCUUCUUCUUCUACUUAUUCUUUCUCGGAGAAAUUUGUUGGAUAUUGGAAUUUUAAUGGAUCAAUAUCAGUUUUAUAGAAAAA